Pelecanus crispus (Dalmatian pelican) is the source of this 1899-nucleotide messenger RNA. NCBI's taxonomy places the organism in Eukaryota, Metazoa, Chordata, Aves, Pelecaniformes, Pelecanidae. The record is from RefSeq and is a predicted model, not a curated record.
AAACUAGAUGCCAAAUCACUUAUAAAGCUAAAUUUUGCUAAAAACAGUGAAGGCAAAUACCACUGUCCAGUGCUGUUUACUGUAUUCACCAAUAACUCCCAUAUUGUGGCCAUCAAGACAACAGGAAAUGUGUUUGCCUAUGAGGCAGUUGAGCAGCUGAACAUAAAACCAAAGAGCUACAAGGAUCUUUUGACAGAUGAGCCCUUCACUCGGCAAGACAUUGUGACACUGCAGGAUCCAACAAACCUGGAUAAGUUCAAUGUCUCAAACUUCUUCCAUGUUAAGAACAACAUAAAAGUGACUGAUCCAGAUGAAGAAAAAGCAAAAUUAGAUCCAUCUUACUAUUUGAAAAAUACAAACACAGAGACCCGAGAGACUUUACUGGAGCUUUAUAAGGAAUUCAAAGGCGAUGAUAUUCUAGCAGCUACUAUGAAGGCUCCUGAAAAGAAGAAAGUGGAUAAGCUGAAUGCAGCUCACUAUUCCACUGGAGCAGUAAGUGCUUCCUUCACCUCCACUGCAAUGGUGCCUGAAACUACACACGAAGCAGCUGCUAUUGAAGAAGAUGUUGUGAGAUACAAAUACGUGAAGAAGAAGGGCUAUGUGCGACUUCACACUAAUAAAGGAGACCUAAACUUGGAGCUUCACUGUGAUAUGACACCCCGAACAUGUGAAAAUUUUAUCAAAUUGUGCAAGAAGAACUACUAUGAUGGAACAAUUUUUCACAGAUCAAUUCGUAAUUUUGUGAUCCAAGGAGGUGAUCCAACUGGAACAGGAACAGGAGGAGAAUCUUACUGGGGAAAACCUUUCAAAGAUGAAUUUAAGCCCAAUUUGUCCCACACGGGACGUGGUGUUCUUAGUAUGGCCAAUUCGGGACCCAACACAAACAAAUCGCAGUUCUUCAUCACAUUCCGCUCGUGUGCAUAUCUGGACAAGAAGCAUACAGUUUUUGGAAGGGUGGUUGGUGGCUUUGAGACUCUGACUGCUAUGGAGAAUGUGGAAAGUGACCCAAAAACAGACCGUCCUAAGGAGGAAAUACGAAUUCAGACAACAACCGUUUUUGUUGAUCCGUAUGAAGAGGCGGAUGCCCAGGUUGCUGCAGAAAGAGAGAAAGUCCAGCUAGAAGAAGAAGCAGCCAAAACAAAAGCUGAGGUGGUCCCACCAAAGAAAGAGGUCCAGACUCCUAAAACUUACCGGCAGGGGAUUGGAAAAUACAUUAACAUGGCUGCAGCGAAGCACAGCAUGGAAGAUGACGGGCCCUCAACCAGCACAGCUGCGAAGAAAGAGAAAAAGAGCACCGGCUUCGGGGACUUCAGCUCCUGGUAGCAGCGCGGGGAGCCUAGCACUGGGGCAGCACAGCACAAAAAGAAAGGCGGCCUCCCACGUGUCCCCGAAGAGCCCGAAAGACAGUCUGUCCUGGGGAGGGAAGGCACCAGCCUGCUCUUCCACUGGGGAAGAAAACUGUUGCUUUGUUAAGGCUGGUUAAUGUGGCUUUGUUUUCUAGAGAGCUUCGUUCCCCCCACUGCAUCUUCCUCGAAGGCCUUUUUGUUGUUGUUUUGCUAAGCAGGGAGCAGGCCGCCCAGCUCUGCUGGGGAUUAGCUGGAGUCUUUGCUUGGCUGGCAGCAGACCAGGCAGAGCCCAGCCUUGCAGGAUGCUACUUCAGUGAACAGCUACGCUGGUGGAAGAGCUCCUUUUACAGGUAAUCGUUUCCAGAUGAGCCAAGUCUGCCAAAUGAAGGAAUGAAUUGAUGUGCUGGGGAAGCGCCUGUGCUGCUUUGCAGAGGGGAGGAGAGGGCUUCAGCCUGUUCUGCCCUUCCCUCCAGCUGCCUUUUGCUAGUUCUCAACAAAGACCAAUUCUGUCUCUUGCUCUUUGCAGGCCUGCCUCCUGGCUGGACUGACUGCU